AUGGACGCAUUGUCGACGUCGCCAAACGCCCACGGCCGAGUCAAGGCUUGCACCCAGUGUCGGCAGCAGAAGUUACGGUGCGAUGCGCCGCAAUCGGUCCCAUGCAGCCGCUGUCGUCGACUUUCUUUGACUUGCACUGUCACUCGUGCCUUCAAGCGCCAAAAGGCCAAGACGAAGGCGGAGCUGGUAGCGGAGAUAUCGCGCUUGAAAGGAGGAGAUGGACUGGAAGCAGGGAUCUCGAGCAAGGAGCCCAUCGUGAAAGUGGCCAACUCGAACUCUACUGGCUCUGGAAAUGGAAACGUGGAAAAUUACGCCGUGUCUCCUACUCGUUCUUCCUCAGGCGUCUCUCGGUCAGCCUUUGUUGGAAACGGAGUGCCUGUUGGCCGUGGCACUUCCACUCUCGGCACUCAUCACGAGGAAGAAUCUACUGAAACUAGUCCUAUAGUGACGGACGAUGCUUCUCUCCGUGAUUCAGGGUCGGCACCAUGCUAUGGAGUAUCUUGGCUGACCACGGCCAAAGCAGAAGCAUGCUUUGAGAGCUUUUUUCAUCUGUACUCCCCCUUCCUCCCCGGCAUUUGGGCGUGCUUGCCGUCUGCGCCGGCCGAAUACUUCGCAGCCUCGCCAUUCCUUUUCUGGACCAUCAUCGCUACGGGGGCGCGUCGACAUGGUGAUCCACAAUUUCUACACAAAGUCGCCCAUCGUGUACACCUACAGGCUUCUGAUACGAUACUCUCGGGCGCACAACAACCUAUAGCGGCGAUAAAAGCUGUCCUUCUGCUUUGUAUUUGGCCAAUCCCGAAGGACUCGCUGUGGAAAGACCCAUCUCCGGCGCUGAUCGGAGCCGCAGUACAAUUAGCAAUACAGCAAGGCCUGCAUGUCGCUGGUUCUCGACAAGAGCACGCCUUCUCGCGAACUGUGCUGCACAUGACCGAGGAAGAUCGCGCCGCCCGAGCACGACUAUGGGUGUAUUGUGUCACAGUGUUUCAAAAUACGAGUCUGUGUUGUGGCUUUCCACCGUGGAUGCUUGCAGGUGCCGCCAGUGAUCGACAUUCAGGUGCCACAAGAUCAGUACUAAGUCCGCUCAUACUCUAUCAGUACGAGCUACAGAAGCUGUCAGUCACAGCCAUAAACACUAUACUACAUGCCGUGCAACUGGAAGAGCCACUAGUAGCCGAGGACAGCUGUCUUGACUCGCUCAUUGAGGGUUUCGAUGCUCAGCUUCAGGCGUUUGCCACUCCUGGAGUCGAUGUGUCCGCCACACACUACGAGCUCGCCCUCCUAGCGGCCCGUGUAUUCAUCCGUGCGACGCACUUCUUCAGUAUACCUCCCUUCAGCCAGCGGCGUCUUCCAAGUCAAAGCAUUCCUGGACUACUGCUCCUGCAUGCUCUCUGCUGCUCACUGACGACUUGUCUAAUGAGCUUGGAUGAUACUACAGAGUUCGUCCUUUACAUGCCUUAUUACUAUCGUCGAGCUGUGAUGUUGGCCGGAAUCUGCAUUCUACGUAUCUCUCGUAGUCCUCUGCAAGCCUACCUCCAGACCGAGCCACGGGAACAGGCAUUGGCGAAUGCGGUCCGUGUCAUCAAGCGGAGCAGCAUCGAGACUGGAGACACCGACUAUCGGCAGGCAAUCAUUUUAACACAAUUGUGGAAGGGAAAAGAUCGAGGCGGUGGUUUAGGCAAGAUCAGCGGGGAUCCGCAAAAUGCGCUGCACUUGAAGCUACGGAAUCGACUGUCGAUGAGUGUCGUCUUCGAAUGUUUCUGGUGGUGGCGUUCAGACUUCGCUGGCCUAUCCGACCCCUAUAAUGACGACGAGCCCGAGCUUUUACGAAAUCAGGCUGGCGCUGCCUCGCUCCCCUCAGACGGAUCUGGACCGUUGAACGCAAACUUCAAUACGACGGACAUUGAACAGCAGUUCCAGUUGGUAGCGAAUGGAUUCCAGGACCCGCUUGCAGAUACCGUCGACUGGCAAUGGCCAGUAGACCUCUUCACGCCGGGGUUGGACAGCAUGAUGUUGGAUAAUGGACUGAUAUAG
Molecule: messenger RNA, 2031 nt
Organism: Zasmidium cellare ATCC 36951
Lineage: Eukaryota; Fungi; Ascomycota; Dothideomycetes; Mycosphaerellales; Mycosphaerellaceae
Exons: 3
Coding region: 1-2031 (676 amino acids)
Biological process (GO): regulation of DNA-templated transcription; DNA-templated transcription
Cellular component (GO): nucleus
Molecular function (GO): DNA-binding transcription factor activity, RNA polymerase II-specific; transcription cis-regulatory region binding; zinc ion binding
Source: RefSeq, a predicted model, not a curated record